GCCAUUUUGUGAAGCUCUCGGAAGAGUGAAGUCCCUUCAGUACGCUCUGCAUCUCCGGACACACAAUUCAGAGCUGGCACACUGGGCUUUCUGAAUCCAGGGACUUGGGGUGCUCAAGCCCUUUUGUGAGGGUCCUCUGAAGCGAAAGUGAGCCUGUGCAGUGUGUGGUAUCACCAAACAGCAGGCAGAGCUACCAGAGGGAAUUGUCUAGUCUCUUCUAACAAUCCAGGCUUUAGUCUAAAGGAGCUGAAGAACUUGAUGCAAGUCAUCAGAGGAAGGAUCUAGUGCAUUGGUAGGAAGGAAACUAAAGAUGGAACCUACUGAGAACAACCAGAGCUUCAACCUAUGGGACAUCCCUCAGGCCCAAAUGGAAGAAAGGGGCCCCGGGAGUGCUCAGGACCCCAUAGCUGAGGCAGGGGAGGUGGAAGCCAUUGCCACCGCCCCAGGGGAUGUGCCUGCUGGAGGAACACCUAGUUCUCCCCAGAGUGCUCAGAGAGCCCCCUCUCCUCCCACUGCCAUGGGUUCAAUUUCAGGGGCAUCAUUUGGCGAUCCUCUAGCCGGGGUGCCUGGUACUGAGUUCCCCUCCCAGGAUGGACUAAAUGGAAAGAUAAUUGAUUUGGUGAGAUUCCUGCUUGUCAAGUUUCGAAGGAUGGAACUAACAAAUAAGGAGGAAAUGAUUGUUAAGACCAUGAGAGAUUAUGAGGAGCACUACUCUGUGAUCUUUAGUAAGGCUGCUGAGUGCAUGAAGCUGAUUUUUGGUGUUGACAUGUUGGAAGUGGAUCCUUUUGUCCACUCCUAUUUCCUACACCCUGCUCUGGGAAUCACCUACGAUGGGAUGCUACAUGGAGUUAUAGGUGUACCCAAGACAGGUCUGGUUAUAAUUGUCCUAUGUGUCAUCUUUAUAGAGAACAAUUGUGUCAGCGAGGAGGCAUUCUGGUAUGCAAUGAAUAUCCUAGGGAUGCAGGCUGGAAUGGAUCAUUUCAUAUUUGGAGAUCCCAAGAGUCUCAUCACUGAAAAUUUUGUAGAGGAAGGGUAUGUGGAAUACAGGCAGGUGCCCAAUAGCAGUCCUCCUCGCUUUGAGUUUCUGUGGGGCCCAAGAGCAUAUGCUGAAACCACCAAGAUGAAAAUCCUGGAGUUUUAUGCCAGCAUUGUUAGGCAGGAUCCCAGAUCCUACCCUGAGAAGUAUGCAGAGGCUUUGAGGGAAGAGCAAGAGAGGGCCUAGGCUAGAAAAGCCCAACAUAUACUACUGCUCUGACCAGCAUAACCUGUAGUGUACUAGCAAUUUAUGGUCAGGCAGAACAGUAAAAUAAGUGGUAGACCCCCAAAUUAGAGCUAUUGGAAAGAGAGUGUAACCCAUUCCUUUCUUACUGUUCUGUUUGGGUGACUUAGGAUCAUUAUUUUAGAACGUUGUUAACUUUUACUUUAAGGCUCAUUUACUUGAGAAUUUUAAGAUUAAAAAUGACAUCAAUAAUGCCUGUGUUGAUUUAGGUCAGGAGAACUUUGUUAUCUUAAAAACAAUCAAGAAUGUUUUCUAAUAUGUAAUAUGUCACAUGAUAUGAUACCAUUAAUGUUGGAAUUUCCGGGACAACAGAAACCACACUAGCAUUAACAUAAAGAACAGAAUAAAAUUAAAAUUUUGUUGUG
Molecule: messenger RNA, 1644 nt
Organism: Mus pahari (shrew mouse)
Lineage: Eukaryota; Metazoa; Chordata; Mammalia; Rodentia; Muridae
Product: melanoma-associated antigen 10-like
Exons: 4
Coding region: 311-1222 (303 amino acids)
Biological process (GO): negative regulation of transcription by RNA polymerase II
Cellular component (GO): nucleus
Source: RefSeq, a predicted model, not a curated record